AUGUCAGCUUUUUAACCACACUUAAUUUCUUUUAAUAAAAUCCAUCUAUGCUUAAUUAUUUAAUUUCAGGGGCUUAAGAUAAUUAGAUAAUUAUUUUGUCAAUAGAAAUUAUUGAGACUUCGAGGUACUGAAAACCGAUAUUCAAGUUAAAAGAGCAUUCAUCUAUUAUUAAUUUUAUAGUUCUUCGACCUUCUAGUGAGGAUCUAAUUAUCAGUGCUUGUGAUAAAAAAAUAAAAUUUUGGUUAUUAUCAUCAUAUUAAUUUUAUCACCAUUUAUUUAGCGAUAAACAAUUAAAGCACAUAUGUUUUUGGAUUAUCUAUUAAUUAGGAAGGAAAUAGUGUCUUGUGGUUAUUGUUCAUUUUAACAAUUUAAUUCGAAAUCGAAUGCUCUAUUAAAUCUGUUUUAAUGCUAAUAUGUAUUGCUUUGGAUGUUUUGUUUUAAAAUUCAAGUUCAAAUUCUAUUAAAAUUACAAUCAUAUGA
Messenger RNA from Paramecium octaurelia, 480 nucleotides. Lineage: Eukaryota; Ciliophora; Oligohymenophorea; Peniculida; Parameciidae. The record is from the annotation of a GenBank genome assembly.